AUGGCGGCCUCCAGAUGAAAACAAGCACCUGCUCUCCAUGGUCGCUAAGUUUAGUUGGCAGUAUUGUUAAUCAAAAACACGACAACAGUUAGUUAUAUCUAUUUCUCACGAGCGGGAGGCUGAGAACGAGUAAGAAGACACCAUGGCAGAGGUUUUAGAGGCCGGACUUGUUUUAUCGGACUCGAAUUUUAGGGCAAGACCUAACUUUAGAACAUAUUUGUCUUCUGAUGCCAGUUUGGGUGGCAAUUCUGUCAGGCAAAUUGAAGAAAAGAGAAGAAUACGACAAAUGAAAUUUCCAAGUCUUAGGGGUAAGCGUGAUUAUGAUUCGUUCCAGGAAAGCACAAAACAAAAUGGAGCAUUUAAGAAAUGGAAUGAUGACGGAGACUUUCGAGCAUCUGCGCCAUUCAGAAGUUUUGAUAACAUCUUGGACCCUUGUUCUGGCUUUGUGAGUGUUGGAGGUGAUGUUGACAGGAAUACCGGACAUACUCAAAUAAGAUCCCUUGUUCAGCUCAACGACACACCACAUUCAGGUACACCGAAAGGAAAGAAUUCGGACCGAGUCAGUGAGCCAGCAGCGCCUCCUGAACUUAGGAGAUCUCAUACAUAUGCACCUGGUGCUCCCACCUUGUGGAACAGCAGGAAAAUAUCGGAUGCUUGGAUACGAGCUCAACUUGGAGGAUGGACGAGUGAUUAUGAUACCAGGAAGACCCCCCCUGAAGUUCUUCGGUCAAAGUCGAUGUUUGUAGCCAAGCCUCCAUCCGAGCUCAGUAAAGGAGGCAGAGACCACUUGGCUCUUCGGUACAUGUACGGCUCUUCCACUCAGAGAGGCUACGAGGAGAUACCAUGGGACUCCAUGCUGGCCCCCAAAGUGUGGCAACCAGUCUCCACGAUGGAGGAAAAACCAGACAUGGUAUCACAGCGAUGGAGCUUGAAAAAGUACGACCCGGCAGCACAGGAGUGGCAGGCAACUGGCCGAGGCUGGGACAUGUUCCAGACAAGGAGAGGAUAUUACAAGGAGGAACCAUAUGUCUUCUGCAGCGCAAAUCCCAGAGCUGACCAGAUUCCAUCCUAUGGAGGCUGUGUUGGUGCCAGGAACUUGGAGGAGAUAGAUAAUGCAAGGGAACCGUUCCAGCCCUUCACCGUCAAGAGAGUCCCCAUUCCUCGACCAGUAGACACAGGACAUCGUCCAAACAUUCCCUGCUACACUGGGUGCACCUUGUACCAGGGGACGUACAGCCCCGCCCACUCCCGGCAGGUGGCCAGUGCCCUGCCCACGACAAGUGAAGUACACAAUCCUAAGCCAGUGUCCCCCAACAACUCGGAGUUCAAGCGAAACUCCCACAUGUCGAAGAUGGUGACGACGGUGCCGCCCUGUAACCCCUUCAACAGCAUGGAGAAUGAGAUGGUCACUGUCAGUUAAGGGGUUAAAUAUGUGACCAACAUUUUGCACAUUCACGAGGUAGCUACCGUAUUUGACGUAAUAAGCGCCCCGCUACAAUAAGUGCCCACGGCGAUAUUUGCUAAUAUAUUGGCAAGUGAACAAUCCCA
Haliotis rufescens (red abalone) is the source of this 1548-nucleotide messenger RNA. Its product is annotated as spermatogenesis-associated protein 48-like. NCBI's taxonomy places the organism in Eukaryota, Metazoa, Mollusca, Gastropoda, Lepetellida, Haliotidae. The coding region runs from base 143 to 1420 and encodes 425 amino acids. The record is from RefSeq and is a predicted model, not a curated record. The transcript has 9 exons.